AUUCUCAAUGAGCACUAAAACACAUCUUAAAAUUGGCUCGUUGUCUGAGUUCAAACUGCCUGACUAGGCAACAGAGGAAACAUAUCAUCAGAAUCCCCCCUUUGGCAAUACCUGCUGAUUGGGUCCUAAAAAAAAAAAAAAGCAAGCAGCUUUUAACUUUUAAUAUUUGGCUCCCGAGUUCUGCCACGAGUAGGCUAGUCGCGUAAAAUAGAUUAUCCCUCAGUGUUUUUUGGAGGAUAGAAAUUAAAAUCCAGCCGUGCAGAUUCGUUUUCUUUUAUCUUUGUAAAAUCGCAGUGAGCGUAUGAGCGCGCAUGUAGGCUUUCUGAGAAGUUUUAGCGAAACUUUAAGGAUGAUAUACCUUGGAUGUUUCCUGUUGCUCUGUGGGCUUACGCAUGUCAUGGCAAGUUAUCCCAUCUGGUGGUCACUAGCAGUGGGCCACCAGUACUCAUCACUGGGCACUCAACCCAUCCUCUGUGGCAGCAUCCCGGGUCUGGUGCCUAAGCAGCUGCGUUUCUGCCGGAACUACGUGGAAAUCAUGCCCAGUGUGGCCGAGGGUGUGAAGAUUGGCAUCCAGGAGUGCCAGCACCAGUUCCGAGGCCGACGCUGGAACUGCACCACGGUCAAUGACAAUCUGGCCAUUUUUGGGCCAGUGUUAGAUAAAGCCACUCGAGAGUCAGCAUUUGUCCAUGCUAUUGCCUCUGCGGGAGUGGCAUUUGCAGUGACUCGUGCCUGCGCUGAGGGUUCAGCAACCAUCUGUGGAUGUGACACACGCCACAAGCCCCCCCCUGGUGAGGGAUGGAAGUGGGGUGGCUGCAGUGAGGAUGUGAAGUUUGGGAGCAUGGUGUCCCGGGAGUUUGCUGAUGCGCGAGAGAAUCGCCCAGAUGCACGUUCAGCCAUGAACCGCCAAAACAAUGAGGCAGGAAGAAUGUCCCUUGAUGACAACAUGUUCCUGAAGUGUAAGUGCCAUGGACUGUCAGGCAGCUGUGAGGUCAAGACAUGCUGGUGGUCUCAGCCUGACUUCCGAGUUAUUGGCGACUACAUGAAGGAUAAGUAUGACAGCGCAUCAGAGAUGGUGGUGGAGAAACAUAAGGAGUCGCGUGGAUGGGUGGAGACCCUGAGACCCAAGUACAACUACUUCAAACCCCCCACAGAGCGCGACCUGGUUUACUAUGAAAGCUCACCCAAUUUCUGUGACCCCAAUCCAGAGACCGGCUCCUUUGGUACCCGCGAUCGCAUCUGCAAUCUGACAUCCCAUGGCAUAGACGGGUGUGACCUCCUCUGCUGCGGCAGAGGCCACAACACCAGGACUGAGAAGAGAAAGGAGAAGUGUCACUGUAUUUUCCACUGGUGCUGCUACGUCAGCUGUCAGGAGUGUGUGAGGGUCUACGACGUGCACACCUGCAAAUAAGGACGUCUGGUUCUCACCUUUUCUCACCAAAAUGACUUCAGUAGGCAGAGGAACAAAUACAGCAACUUAUCUACAAGACAUGAGAGACUGAAGAGCUGUCUGAUUGGUCCUUGGACUCCAGUGGCAAACGUAGCAGAUUUGUGUUUUGUGCCAAAAAGAGCCAGUCGCUGCCUAAUCAACUGAAUGGAUUGAGUAGAUGUUGACAUCACAAAUCGUCAUCAUAUUAACAGUGAUGAUGGUGAUGAUGACAACCCUGUUUAUAUCUCCAGCGAUGACGAAAGCGUUUUCAUGUACUGACGUAGGAAAGGAGAACUGUUGGCCAAUUGACAAACACCAUAUUGGUGAUUUUUUUUCUGUGUUCCAAAUAGUUACAUUUGUUGAGAAUAGUACAGCACGGCCAAUGCUUUUAAGUCUACGGGGCAAACACUGAAAGUGUCACAUUUUCGUCAAUGUUUAAUCAUUACUUGUUUUUGCCACACAAAAGGGACAUUUGUGAGCAACUUACAUGAUCAGACACUCAACAGCAUGCAUUAUUCUCAACAUUAUAAGUAUCUGAAAACUAACAUUGUU
Messenger RNA from Etheostoma spectabile (orangethroat darter), 1978 nucleotides. RefSeq names its product wingless-type MMTV integration site family, member 3A (gene wnt3a). Gene Ontology annotation, cellular component: extracellular region. Gene Ontology annotation, biological process: multicellular organism development; neuron differentiation; cell fate commitment. Lineage: Eukaryota; Metazoa; Chordata; Actinopteri; Perciformes; Percidae. Gene Ontology annotation, molecular function: frizzled binding; cytokine activity. The record is from RefSeq and is a predicted model, not a curated record. The coding region runs from base 302 to 1408 and encodes 368 amino acids. The transcript has 4 exons.